AUGGCAGCUCAAGUGGUGAAUGUGUACACGACGGCGUCGUCUGCUGAUAACCUAUCUCGACAUGAGAUGUUGAUGUGGGUCAACGAUUGUCUACAGGCGCACUUCACGAAGAUUGAGCAGUUGCAUACCGGCGCCGGAUAUUGUUUGUUCACUGACUUCUUGUUCCCCGAAAGCAUCCAGUUGAAGAAGGUGAAAUGGAACAGCCGACUGGAGUUGGAUUGGCUCUCCAACUGGAAACUCGUUCAGACGGCAUGGAAGAAUUUGGGAGUUGAGAAGGUCAUUCCAGUCGACAAGCUGAUUAAGGGAAAAUUCCAGGACAACUUUGAAUUCCUGCAAUGGUUCAAGAAGCUCUUCGACGCCAACUACGACGGUCACGAGUACGAUCCACUGAGCGCCCGUAACGGAGAAGGUCUUCCCACUGAGAAUGGCCCGGCUGGUGCUGCUGCGAAGACUCCAUCCAGAAUGCCAGCUAGAUCUGUCCCUCAGAAGCCAGUGACCACUAUGAGGACUCCAGCGCCACCAGCCGCCCCAGCUGCUCGUCCAACGCCAGCUCGGCCAAAGCCAGCAGCAGCACCAGCACCAUCUAAGCCUGCUGCCAACGCUGCGCCAGUCAGAUCUGCAUCUACCGUAGCCGCGGCACCACCUGGAGUAGAUAUGGCGACAUUCAAUAAGGUGAAAGAGGAGCUGGAAGAGGUCACUCGCCAAUUGACGGAAUCUGACAACGUGAUUGCUAGUCUGGAGAAGGAACGAGACUUCUACUUUAGCAAGCUGCGAACAAUUGAGGUCAUUUGCCAGGAUAAUGAGUCUAUUGGCAAUGUGGAAGUGUCCAGAGUGCUUGAGGUGCUCUACGAAACCGAGGAAGGAUUCGCGCCACCAGAAGACGAGGCGAACGGAGGAGCCGAGGAAUUUUAA
Molecule: messenger RNA, 912 nt
Organism: Caenorhabditis briggsae
Lineage: Eukaryota; Metazoa; Nematoda; Chromadorea; Rhabditida; Rhabditidae
Gene: Cbr-ebp-1
Product: Protein CBR-EBP-1
Exons: 4
Coding region: 1-912 (303 amino acids)
Biological process (GO): protein localization to microtubule plus-end; spindle assembly; regulation of microtubule polymerization or depolymerization
Cellular component (GO): spindle midzone; cytoplasmic microtubule; microtubule plus-end
Molecular function (GO): microtubule plus-end binding
Source: RefSeq, a predicted model, not a curated record